Messenger RNA from Zingiber officinale, 1651 nucleotides. RefSeq lists its product as uncharacterized. The record is from RefSeq and is a predicted model, not a curated record. Lineage: Eukaryota; Viridiplantae; Streptophyta; Magnoliopsida; Zingiberales; Zingiberaceae. The transcript has 2 exons. The coding region runs from base 544 to 1488 and encodes 314 amino acids.
UGGGAUAAUCAAAAACAAAAAUACAGCGAAGCCAGAAAAAAACGUCUCCCACGUGAAGGCCGUCAAAUCUCUUUCCCCAGAAAUAACCAAGUUGAUGUUUUGACGGAUGCAGAGGCCAGAAAUCCGACAAAGUUUGAUCCAAACUCACUGUUAAUUUUGGACGAUGUCAGCACUUAAUUCGCCAAACUCUCUGCCACCAGAUGCUCUUUCUGUCCUCGUCUGCUCUCUUGUACGUAGUUUGCCAGCUUGUCAUCUUCUUCUUCCUCCUCCUCCUCCUCUGUGAUUUGAGCAGACUGGAGGAGGAGGAGGAGGAGGAGGAGGAAGGGUAAAAAGAAAAGAGAGAGAACAAAAUGGCGAAAGCUGCCAAGGAAGAAUGAUCCAAAUAGAGGACAGCCAACCUCUGUUCCACAAAUCGAGCUCAUCUUAUCUUUUUCCUUCAUUUCCUCCACCUACUCCUCACUAUCGUCCCAAAAGGCGGUGCUUUUCAACUUGUGCCGCCGAUAAAAAAUCACGCCGUGCCUUCUCUUGGUUCACAGAGGAAGAAUGAAAGCGAGUUCUGUAGAUUUACUUUGUGCCGUGUUGUUUCUUGGUCUUGGGUGCGCCGCAACGGCGGCCGCCGGAGACGGGGAUGUGCCGGCGUCGCCGUUGCCGAGGGCGAACGCGAGCCAGAGCGGCUGCCGGUUGGAUUUGUCGAACGAGCUCUUCGGCGGGGUGGGCGACGCCUGCGUCCGAGGGGGGCUCGACAGGAGCCGGUGCUGCCCGGUGCUGGCCGCCUGGCUCUUCGCCGCGCACGCGCGCUCAGCCUUGGAGCUCCCGGAGGAGGACGAGUCGGAGGGAGUCGACGGGCCGAUGAUGCCGGAGGACAACGAGAAGUGCGCGGUGUCUCUGCAGAGCGCGCUGGAGCGGCGAGACAUCCGGUUGCCGCGGCCCAACGCCACCUGCGACACCGUGCUCUGUUUCUGCGGUAUCCACCUCCACCACAUCGGGCCACUCCGGUGCCCCGCGGCGUUCAAUCUCAGCGGCGGCACUGUCGCGCCCACCGCAGCGGUCCGGCGGCUAGAGAGGGAUUGCCGGAACGCGUCCUACGCUGGCUGCUCCCGUUGCCUUCGUUCCCUCGACAAGGUGAAGAAGGGGAACGGCGGUGGGGGCGACGGCGGCGAUCGGGCGGCGAGGAUGUUUGCGUGGGACUGCGAGCUGAUGAGCCUGACGUGGCUGCUGGCGAGGAACAAGACGGCGUACAUCCCCACGGUGUCGGCUGUCCUCCGCGCCUUGCUCUACAGUGGCCUCCCGGCGGCCGGAGGCGGCGGCGGCGGAAGGUGCAGCCCGGACCUGGAGAACAUGCCGCUCGCCGUCGACUCCCUCCAAUUUCAGCACUUGGGUAGCGACGAGGUUAACUCCGCGGCGCUCCCUACUCGUAGGCCCGUUGACUCCCUCUUACGCGCUUCAUUUUCUCUGGCCGUUGUCUUCGCUGGAGUUCCCUUUCUCUAGGCCGGGGCCGGCGACUCACGCCGCCGGUGAAUUAAUACGUGAGGCUAUGGGGGUUGUUGUAUACUAGUCUUGAAUAUUUCUUUAUCUAAUUAUUAAUUUUUAUUUAAACAAAAUUCUGUUCUUAGAGAUGACUUAAUUUGAUAUGAUGCAAAUGAUUUACUUA